Messenger RNA from Colias croceus (clouded yellow), 3100 nucleotides. It is a transcript of the gene CrebB, whose product is annotated as cyclic AMP response element-binding protein B. The coding region runs from base 173 to 1036 and encodes 287 amino acids. Lineage: Eukaryota; Metazoa; Arthropoda; Insecta; Lepidoptera; Pieridae. Gene Ontology annotation, biological process: regulation of transcription by RNA polymerase II. Gene Ontology annotation, cellular component: transcription regulator complex; nucleus. The record is from RefSeq and is a predicted model, not a curated record. Gene Ontology annotation, molecular function: protein binding; DNA-binding transcription factor activity, RNA polymerase II-specific; RNA polymerase II cis-regulatory region sequence-specific DNA binding. The transcript has 7 exons.
GCAUGCGCCUGACAAUUUCGGCCAUAUUGUUAUGACGCAUACAAGAUCAUAGGUCUCCGCCAGUGACGAGUCUUCUCGCAGUUGACGUGGCUACUACGUACCGUCCCGUUCGCCCACUCCGGACGCAGCAUAUACGGUGACGAGGAAUACGUAACUGGUGAGCUAGUUUGGCAUGGACGGAAUGGUGGAGGAGAAUGGUACACCGAGCGGAGCGAAUGUUGCGGAUCCAUUGGCCAGCCCGGGGUCUUCCAAUACAGCCCCGCAUGUUGUAGUGACAAGUAUAGUUCAACUAACUUUACCUACACAGGCUCCAUCAGCACAGGUGCAAUCUGUAAUCCAACCAAAUCAACAAUCUGUGAUUCAAACAGCAUCUAAUAUACAGUCAGUGCAAUUACCAAAAGGCAAUGUGAUUCUUGUAAGCAAACCAAAUUCUGUUAUACACACAACACAAGGAACUUUACAAACAUUGCAAAUUAAGCCAGAGCCUAAUACAGUUGUCAGCACACAAGGACAAUCAUGCAGUGACGAAAGUGGUAGUGAUGAUGAAAGUCCAAAAAGAAAAUACAGAGAAAUGCUCACAAGGCGGCCGUCAUAUCGUAAAAUAUUGAAUGACUUGGGAGGAGCAGAAAUAGCUGAAAAUCGCAUGGGAACUAAACCAGGACCAGAGAAUGAAGUGUCGCUGUCAUCUCCUUUGUCGUUUGCACCAGUUAUUCCAGCGGGAGCUUUACAAACAGAGAGUGGUCUUCAUACUUUGGCGGUAUCAGGCACUACAGGCGGCGGCGCCAUAGUACAAUAUGCUACCACUAACCAAGAUGGACAGUUUUAUGUGCCGGGUCCUAUAUUAGAAGAUCAGACACGAAAGCGCGAACUUCGCCUUUUGAAAAACCGUGAAGCCGCCAGAGAAUGUCGGCGUAAAAAGAAGGAGUACAUUAAAUGCUUAGAAAAUAGAGUAGCUGUUUUGGAAAAUCAAAACAAAGCCUUAAUAGAAGAGCUAAAGUCACUAAAGGAGCUAUAUUGUCAACAAAAAACAGAAUGAGAUCCAGCUGGCUAGCCAGAUGUGCCAUUGAAAAUGCUGGCAGAUGCCAUGAGGCACACAUUGGCAGUAUCUAUGCUGAGUACAUAAAAUUCUAACGGCUCAAGAAGCUGUGAUGAUAAAAAUGUUCAGUUGAGUCCAAACAUACUGAAAAAUUUAACAACAAAUUGCCAAGAGUGUCAUUUACUAUAAAAAUACUUCAAAGUCAACUCCUUGAAUAUAGACCAAGAAAUAAAAAGAAACACCAACAAUUUAUAAACACCUAUCUAAUUAAGACCUGUAAAUAAUAUUAUAUUUUUAUCUGAAACUACCUGCAAACUAAUGAAUUUUAUAAAAAAAAAGUCUAUUUUGAGUAGAUUUUCAUCUAUCAUUUGAUAAAUCUUAAUGUAUUGUUAGAAUUGAUAUGUUUAUCUAUUUGAUCAUAUUCUAUAAUGUUAUUGUUUUUUUGUCAUCUAGUUGAUUAUUUUUAUGAUAUGUUGCAAAAAUCAAUACUUAUCUGUUAAAAUGUGUUGUCUCAAUACAAUAAGUUUUCUUUUUUUUUCAAUGACGACCUGUAAAAUGUUCUAAUGUAUUAUGUACUUGAAAAACGGUGACAGAAGCUCUGUUGAUAUUUUAAUUUAAUUAUAAUCUAUACGAGAAAGCCUAAAUUAAUAUGUUGUGGUUGCGUUAUUACGAUAAUUGUCUUGUUAUAUCUGAUUAUAUUUCUAUAUCUGUCCGCUUUUUCUUAAAACAAGAUAAAAAAAUGUAAAAACCUGUUUCGUAAUAACGCUCUCGAUCAAUUUAUUGGUUCCAUCUGGGACCUUCAAAGAACACGAAAAUGUUAGACAUUAUUUUGCAACUAAAUGUUUUCUUAUAAAACCCCUUAAAUAUCCUCAGGCCGGUUGCAGAGCUUGACCGACCAUCAGUGCGUACGUCAGUCGCGCUUGUCAUAUGUAUGGAAAUUCAUAAAACCGUUCAUAGCUAGACCGACCAUACGCACGCGUAUUGUCAUACGUUUAGUCAUACACAUUGUUGAUGCGUAUCGUCAGGACCGAUGGUACGCACUGACGGUCGGUGAAGCUCCUCAACCGGCCUCAGUACAUUUCAUGAUUGUAAUUUGUACAUGUUAAGUUCACUUUUAAUAUUUUGUUUCACAAGAAUUUCUAAUUAAUAGUAAUGUAUAGGAUAUGUUUUUUUUAAAUCAUACAACAGAGGUUUUUUCGUGCCAUCGCCUCAUAUUCACCUAUUAAUUGUUAAAAAAGCCUGUCUAUCAUUUUUAUUCAGAAGUAUAUACUUUUGUUAUUUCUUAUUAAAUGUAAGAGUUGUAAAUAGUCAUAUUACCAUUACAACUCAUCUAUAGCACAUUUUGUGAAGUGAACAGAAUUACCGAUUGUGAACCAUUCAUUUAAGUUGCUUAGGUAUUAUAAACGCCUAAAUAUGGUGAUUUAAUAGAUAAGCCAAAGUUAUUUUUUAGUUCAUUCGUGCAAUAACCGUAUUGCAAUGUACAGUUUAAAUUAGUGAUGUACUAAAUUUCACACAUAAAAAUGAAAUGUACAGUGUGUACAUAUAGCUUAGAUAUGUAUAGAUUGUAUUUAUAUAAAGUUUGAUUAUAUUGUACAUAUUAAAAUGAAAGAAGUAAAUUGAACGAAAAUUGACUCACUUCGCAUAUCACAAGAGGUUUUAUUAUGCUGGUUAGUUUAUACAAAAUAAACCUAUUUUAGUAUUUUUUGCUAUGGAUAAAAUUACAAUAUGUGGAGUUUUACUAAUUUUCUUUACAUUAUCUUAUCAUUUUAAUCUUCUUGGAGGGUAAUUAAUUGACUUGAUUCAUUAUUAAAUAUAAGAUUUUAUAAGUAGUCAAUUGCCAUUAAUAUCAUGCCGAACUACGUAUAAGUUUGUACUGUUAAUAGUUUUUUUGUUUCGUUUUACAAACAGAGUAGACGCAUGUCCUUAGUGGCAAAUGGCAACAAUUAAUGUAAGACAUUGUGGAAAGUGCCUUUUAAAUUAGAUUGGAUAAAGUUUAUACCAACAUAGCUUUUUAUGUUAACUUAUGCUAUUUAUAAAUAUUAAUAAUAUUAACUGUUUGAUGUA